Messenger RNA from Megalops cyprinoides (Indo-Pacific tarpon), 2704 nucleotides. It is a transcript of the gene rel, whose product is annotated as v-rel avian reticuloendotheliosis viral oncogene homolog. Lineage: Eukaryota; Metazoa; Chordata; Actinopteri; Elopiformes; Megalopidae. The record is from RefSeq and is a predicted model, not a curated record. Gene Ontology annotation, cellular component: cytoplasm. Gene Ontology annotation, biological process: innate immune response; inflammatory response; canonical NF-kappaB signal transduction. Gene Ontology annotation, molecular function: RNA polymerase II cis-regulatory region sequence-specific DNA binding; DNA-binding transcription factor activity, RNA polymerase II-specific. Bases 167 to 2035 code for a protein of 622 amino acids. The transcript has 11 exons.
ACUGUCACCCAAUCCCGCCCACAAAAGGGCUGCGCCUCAAACUCUCGGCGGAGAUAGUGGGGAAUUCCCAGGCGUCAACAUUUCUCAUUUUUAAAAUCAAUACAUCAUCAUCAUUCAGUCCGGUCGUCUCAUUCAAACAAUAUCCCGUGAUAAGGGUGUUCACAACAUGGCACACAUGCAUUUGGUGCACAGGGACCCUCAUCCCUUGGUGAAUGAGCCCUCUGUGCGCAUCUUUGAGGAGCCCAAACAGAGGGGAAUGCGCUUCAGGUACAAGUGUGAAGGGCGUUCAGCCGGCAGCAUCCCAGGAGAGAAGAGCUCUGACAACAACCGAACCUACCCCAGCAUCCAGAUUUUAAAUUUCUUCGGGAAGGGCAAGGUGCGCGUGUCGCUGGUGACGAAGAACGAGCCCUACAGGCCACACCCCCAUGACCUGGUCGGCAAGGACUGCAAGGAUGGUUACUACGAGGCGGAGUUUGGGCCGGAGCGGCGCGUCAUAGCCUUUCAGAACCUGGGCAUCCAGUGCGUGAGAAGGAGAGAGGUGAAGGAAGCCAUAAUACACAGGAUGAACCGACACAUCAACCCCUUCAAUGUUCCUCGGGACCAGCUCCUGCAGGCAGAGGAGUACGACUUGAACGUGGUGCGGCUCUGCUUCCAGGUCUUUCUGCAGGACGAGACGGGCCAGUACUGCAAGGCUCUGAACCCCAUUGUCUCCAACCCCAUCUACGACAACCGAGCCCCCAACACAGCCGAGCUGCGGAUCUGCAGAGUCAACAAGAACAGCGGCAGCGUGAAAGGGGGGGAUGAGAUCUUCCUGCUGUGUGAUAAGGUGCAGAAAGACGACAUCGAGGUGCGUUUUUUCACUGAGAACUGGGAGGCGAAGGGCUCCUUCUCGCAGGCGGACGUGCACCGGCAGGUGGCCAUCGUCUUUAAGACGCCGCCGUACUUCGACCCCUCCAUCACCUCCCCCGUGUCUGUGCGCAUGCAGCUCCGCCGGCCCACCGACCAGGAGGUCAGCGAGCCCAUGGAGUUCCGCUACCUGCCUGACGACAAAGACCCCUAUGGCUGUCAGGAGAAGAAAAGGAGGAGAGAGGACCUGAUGAAAUCCUUCCCCAGCUUCAGUGCCAUGAACCCCAUGAGCAGAAUCAAGGCAGUGCCACGCAGCCCCAUGACGUCCCAAAACAUUAAGAAAGAGCCCCACAGCAUGUACAUGAAGCUGUCAGCCUCCGGCAUGAUGCAGCACAGCCCGUCUGUCAUGCACAGCAACCCCUCCUAUCAGCAGGCCAGCCCUCAGCGGGCCGGCAUGGCAUCGCACAGAGCCACCCAAUCAUCGCUGUCCAUGAGCCAGGUCUGGCCGCACGCCAACCCCGGCCUUUCCCUGGAAGCCAUCCAGAUCAACGCCUCCUCCGGCAUCGCCCCCGGUAACGGCGGCGGCAACAGCGCUGCCAUGCAGCAGCUGCAGCCCAACGCGUCGUUCCCGAGCUCCGGGGACGGCAGCAGCCUGCCGGUGCUCACAGAGGGCGACCUGCGGCAGUGCCUGGGCCCCGAGACGCAGGCCCCCGGCAGCCAGGGGCCCCCCCAGCAGCAGCAGCAGGUCUCUCUGUCACUGCAGACAAAGGAGCCCGGGAGCGAGGGGGCGGGCAUGCAGCCCUCCUGGCCCAAUUACAGCGUCCCCACAGCCCAGGACACCUUCAACGGCUGCGGCAUGGGAAUGCAGUACUACCUGAGCACGGCAGACAGCGAGGACUUCCUGCAGAGCAUUUCGGAUGCCCCCCCGGGGGGGUUCUCCCUCAAGCAGGAGCCCCACGCAGGCCAGGACGCCGCGCCCAACGCCGCCAUGAUGUCCUCCUCCGACUGCCCCAUGUCCUACACCCAGCUAAUGCCCCGCCCCGUCAACAACGGGGGUGUGCUGGAAGGUUUCGGGCAGGCCGGGGGCGAGGUCUCCGGCACCCCGGGCCUCAAAGGCCUGCAGGCCCAGUUCCCAGCCGGCUCCGGCACCACGGAGAACCACUUCGACAACUUCAACUGGCCCUGGUGAUUGAGCGGAGGGAGGCCCUAAGGCCGUCAGUGAGCAUGUGCUCUGAGACCGGGAGAGGAGGUAAACUGUUAUGAGUGUUGCUGUUUGGGUGAAAACUGGAAAGCAAUUUAUGAAAUGUGUUUUUGUGGGCUGCUCGUUGAGUUGAAUGUAUCUUUCAUCGCGGUAGUCAUGAUCAGUAAAGCGUACGCUGCCAAAUGAGCACACAGAAAACUGGAUCAACUGUUUCUUAAACACUUCUGUGUACCUUUUUCGAAAAUUACUGUUAAGGGUUAGGAACAGCCUAACUAAUGUCAUUUUAGUAUUUAUGUGUUUGUAAAUAUAUGAAGCCAUAGUUGGGACUUACAUGCGAAAGCUCUCGAGAGUGGCAACUUAUACCAUACUUCUGUUCCUUAAAAAGAAGUUAUAGGGGAUGUGGAAUUCCUUGGUAAUGGCUAUGUCAUAUGUAAAACAUGUAACAAGUUCUCAGAGCAUUGUUCCCCAACUCGGUGAACAAUAUAACCCUGCCACACAAGCAGGGCACAGCCUGUUAAGGACAGAUGUUUUUUUAAAUGUUGUGUUCAUGUUGUAUUAAUGCUUUUUCAGGGGUCAUGCUACAUGCAAAGGCUUCAUUAACGAUUGGAUGUUUUUCAGAGAAUGACUUGCAGUAUGGUAUAUUUGCUUUUCAGACCC